AUGUUGGGCCGCCAGAACUCAGUCAACUCGACGCUCUCGAGAUCAAGCUCAGGAAUUAUCGUACCAAAUAUGCAUGCGCCCGUCCGACCUGGCAUGGAACGCGCACCGACCAGCAUGGCUCUGAACAAACCACUCUCCCGGCUACGACUUGAUGGUCAGGUCGCUCUUAUCUUUGGCGGAGGUGGAAAGAUUGGCAUAGAGACAGCAGGGCGAUUGCUUGUCGAGGGCGCUACAGUUGCCAUUGUGGAUAUCGACCAGCCAGCGCUCCAGAGUGCUAUCCCAGUACUGAGAGCUGCUCUGCCAACUGGAGUGCCCAUCGAAUCGCGGUUGCUCACCAUUGCUGCAGAUGCGACAAUAGAGGAGGAUGUUGAGGCAUGUGUUAAAAAGACAUUGCAAAGAUUUGACAGAUUGGACAUUGCUCUUUUGAAUGCCGGUGUAAGAGAAGAGGCGAAGAGCUUGUUCGACCAGAGCGAGGAGGAUUACGAGCACAUCAUGUCUGUCAACGUCAAGUCAGCAUUCUUUUGCGUCAAGCACGUUGCAGCAGCAAUGCGCGUCCUUGGAAACGGUGGCUCGAUCAUCUUCAGAUCCUCGAUUGCUGGCCUGCGUGGUUUCCCCGAUCAAGCAAUCUACUCAACCUCGCGUUUUGCAGUCCGCGGUCUUGCGCUAUCGGCUGCUGAGGAGCUGGGUCAGUUCAACAUUCGCGUUAACACUAUUCACACUAGCAUCAUUGCCACUCCCGGGUACAAGGAGGGCUGGAGCAAAGAGAACCUGGCAGAAGUCAAAGAGGAUACCUCACUUCCUCGAUUUGGCAUGCCCGACGACGUGGCGAGCGUAGUCGCAUUCUUGGCCAGCGACGACUCGAGGUUCAUGACUGGAGGCUGCUUGAAAAUUGACGGCGGGUGCGUGAGCUAUUAG
Ascochyta rabiei is the source of this 915-nucleotide messenger RNA. RefSeq lists its product as uncharacterized. NCBI's taxonomy places the organism in Eukaryota, Fungi, Ascomycota, Dothideomycetes, Pleosporales, Didymellaceae. The transcript has 2 exons. The record is from RefSeq and is a predicted model, not a curated record. The coding region runs from base 1 to 915 and encodes 304 amino acids.